This is a messenger RNA of Toxotes jaculatrix (banded archerfish), 816 nucleotides long. RefSeq names its product polyamine-modulated factor 1 (gene pmf1). The record is from RefSeq and is a predicted model, not a curated record. Gene Ontology annotation, biological process: chromosome segregation. The coding region runs from base 35 to 724 and encodes 229 amino acids. The transcript is spliced from 5 exons. NCBI's taxonomy places the organism in Eukaryota, Metazoa, Chordata, Actinopteri, Toxotidae. Gene Ontology annotation, cellular component: MIS12/MIND type complex.
GGUACUGCAAAAUAUAAACAGAGGAAGCGAAAAAAUGGAGGAGAACGAAGCAGCAACACAAAAAGAAACCGUAGAUAACACGGGUGAUAGAGACUCCGCUGAAAACCAGACUAAUGAAGCCACAGGAGGAGUUUCCUCACAGGUCUCAAACCCAGUUUGUAAGCCGUCCGAGGAGACAGGAGCUCGGUAUAACAGGCUGAAGCUGCUGGACAAAGUGAUGCAGAAGAGCCUGGAAAAGUUCAUCGACCAUGCCAGUUUUAACAGAUUCGCCAGCACUUUUCGUCCACUCUAUAAGAAAAACCCUCAGAGGAUGGAGAGCAUUCACAAGCAGUUUAUAGAGGAGAUGCAGAAGACUAUACAGGAGGACAUCAGCAGACUGAUCGAAGAAGGUCGGUUAGAGCUCAAACUCAAUGAGCUGGAUAAACUGGAGCGUGCUGCCAAGAACAAUCCAGACCCUGCAUGGCGGCCCAGUGGGGUUCCUGAGCAGGACUUCUGCAGCUUUUUGAUGCCCUACUAUCAAAAGCAAGAGGCUUACAUGCGACUGGAGCUGAAAAAGAUCCAAGCGGAGAAUGCUGCACUUGCACAGAAGGUUCAGGCUGGAAGAGAGAGUAUUGCUCAGACUGAAAACCGCAUUUCAGUGGCUGUUGAUGAGUGGAAGGCAUCAGUCACAGAAUUUGAGAGGCUGGCGUCUUCUCUCUGCCCUGCUGAUGUCUUUGAUGUGUGAUCUUCAUUUUUCCCUGCGAAUCAACUAACUUAACUGUACAUAUUAGUUUUGUUUACUAUAUUUGUUUGUCUGAAAAAUAAAAUUUGAAAUUU